AUGUGCCUUGGCGCCAACAAGCUCGUCAGCCUCCUUCAAGGCUGCAACAGCAUGAAAAAGCUCCUCAAAAUUCACGCCCAAACCGUAACCAACGGCUGCCAGCACCACCCCGUCUCCUCCAAGCUCCUAUCCUUCUGCGCCGUCUCGCCCUCCGGCGACCCCUUCCUACGCCACCUCCUCUUCUCCCGUCCAAAACCACGACCGGAAGACUACAACUCCGUCAUCCGAGGCUCCUCGGCGGUGCCCACCCUCUCCUCUUCCCUCUCCCUGUACAACUCGAUGAGGGCGGGCUAGCCCGACCCCGUCACCUUCUCCUUUGUUUUCAAAGCGUGCGAGCGGGCCGCGGAGGGGGGCAAGUGCAGGGAGGUCCACGGGUCGAUCGUCCGCCUCGGGUUCUGUUUUCAUGCCAUCGUGUGCACCAACCUUGUCAGGUGUUACGCGGGAAUCGGGUACCUUGAUGACGCCCGAAAGGUGUUUGCUGAAAUGCCUCACAAGGAUUUGGUCUCUUGGAAUUCGAUGAUUUCAUGCUACGGUAGGAUGGGCUUGCAUGAGGAGGCUUUGAGAUUGUUUAAAGAGAUGAGGGAUUUGAAUGUGGGCCUCGAUGAGUUUACGAUGGUUGGUUUGCUCUCUUCUUGUGCUCAUGUGGGUGCUUUAGGCUUGGGCGAGUGGAUUUACCAGAUUGCAGUGGAGAAUGGGGUUCUGGAGAGGAAUGUGUUUGUGGGUAAUGCGCUUAUCGACAUGUAUGCUAAGUGUGGAUUUUUGGAUGGGGCUCGCCGUGUUUUUGAUAUGAUGUGGAAAAGGGAUGCAUUUACUUGGAACUCCAUGAUCGUUGGAUUGGGAAUUCACGGGCGUGGAGAAGAGGCCAUUUUAUUUUUUGACAGAAUGGUGAUGGCUGGAAUCAAGCCAAACUCAAUCACGUUCCUUGGAUUGUUGAUGGCGUGCGCACACCAAGGCCUAGUCCAAGAGGGUUUCAAAUACUUUCAAAUGAUGAGCUCGGAGUUCAAUUUGAGGCCAGAUUUUAAGCAUUAUGGCUGUGUAGUGGACUUAUUUGGACGCGCCAAUAAAAUUGACGAGGCGGUUCAUAUUAUUAGGAAUUCAAAUUGUGCUGAUGAUCCUGUCCUGUGGCGGACAUUGCUAAAUGCUUGUAGGAUUUAUAAGAAUGUGGAUAUGGGUGAAGUUGCUAUGAGAAAUCUUGUUCAAUUGUCGGCUCAUAAUGCUGGUGAUUGUGCCUUGCUUUCUGAGAUUUAUGCCCACAAAGGAGAUACUAUAAGUUUUGCGAAGAUGAGGAAAAUGGUUAAGAUGCAAGGGAUUAAGACUACACCAGGAUGGAGUUGGAUCGAAGUGAAUGGUACUGUAAGAAAAUUUAUCGUUGGUGAUAUUUCACACCCUGACACAAAAGUGAUUCAUAAGAAGCUCAAGGAAAUAAUAAGCCAGGCAGUUUUGAAAGGUUAUAAUAGCGAGAAAUCUAAGUCAUUGACAGAGGAGAAUUAUAAUGGGGAAUGGAUGGAAAAAAGAGGGGGUUAUCAUAGUGAGAUGCUAGCAAUUGCCUAUGGAAUUUUGAGAUCUCCCGAACAAAUGACUCUUAGAAUUGUGAAAAAUUUGAGGGUGUGUGAGGAUUGUCAUUCUCUGACAAAGUACAUAUCACUAGCUUUUGGUUGUGAAAUUGUUGUUCGUGAUAGGGUGCGGUUUCAUCACUUCAAAGAUGGAUUUUGUUCUUGCAACGACUAUUGGUGAAGUUAUUUUACAAUAAUCAUGUUGGUUCUGAUGAACACAAACUUCCAAAAGGACUAUUUGUGAAGACCUUUUGGGAAUGAGCAACAAACUCAUCGAGAGGGAGCUGGCUCUGGAGUUGUACACUAAUUUAUGAGGCUAUGCAAAAGGAUAGUGUUCUUCUAUUCAAACCUCAUCACUCGCGAAGGACUGCAGGCUGCAAAUUUUCCUUUUGGAGAGUUAGAAAAGGGACUCUGUCCUUGUCUAACAUCUUGUUGAAAGGUUCUGGUUGAUAUUCAGGGGAAUAAUAGUUCAGAAAGUCGUGACCACUAGAGAUCUGGCGUAGCUUCAUAGUAGCCGAACUUUUGGUUUGAGCUUUUGGCUGAGAGGCGUGAUAUGGAGAGCCUCUUCUUUUUGAUGUUACCUUCAGCAUAUUUUAUUUUGUUUUGUAAAAAUGCUUAUAACGGUGAGCUUGUGGGC
Asparagus officinalis (garden asparagus) is the source of this 2190-nucleotide messenger RNA. Its product is annotated as pentatricopeptide repeat-containing protein At3g56550-like. Gene Ontology annotation, molecular function: protein binding; zinc ion binding; RNA binding. The record is from RefSeq and is a predicted model, not a curated record. Gene Ontology annotation, biological process: RNA modification. Lineage: Eukaryota; Viridiplantae; Streptophyta; Magnoliopsida; Asparagales; Asparagaceae.